Neohortaea acidophila is the source of this 1071-nucleotide messenger RNA. RefSeq lists its product as uncharacterized. The transcript has a single exon. Lineage: Eukaryota; Fungi; Ascomycota; Dothideomycetes; Mycosphaerellales; Teratosphaeriaceae. The coding region runs from base 1 to 1071 and encodes 356 amino acids. The record is from RefSeq and is a predicted model, not a curated record.
AUGUUCCGCGCAAUCCAUCGUAAUGGCAACUUCGACCUCUCCGCCCCACGCCAUCCCGUGCUGGAUCCGCGCAUCCAGGCCACUCUACAGGGCCUCGGCGAUCUCGAGCUGGCCAUCCUGAUCUGCCUGAUAGCACAGGAACACUGCAUGCUCUCGGCGGAGUAUGGCUCGAUCCAGGAUCUGCAAGAAGGUUUGCAGCUCAUCUGCACCACGACGUUCAAUCUUCAGCCUGUCGUCGUCCACUGCUCGGAGCACAUCACCAUUGAUGAGUUCAGCGAAGCCAUCUUGGUCCCCCCGCCCGACGAUGAAGGCCGUCAGGACGUUGCUCCCCGCCAAACGCUCGCCGUGGACUUUACAGCGUCGCGCGGCAGGUCUCCAAGUCGCUAUGGAAGCAACACGCUAGACAAUCGGCGCAUUGCAGACGCAAUCAUCAUCACGAACAUGGAUCUGGCUCCGGAAAGUGUGCAAGUGCAAGCACUAGAGCUCAUGCGCACCAAACGCAUCUUCACGCGAACCGCCCUGCACACGGCCUCCAAGGAUUUCAUGGUGCUGGCCAUCCCGUCGCAUCGCGGCGCUCGUUUAUCUCUGCACCUGAACGAUCUCUUCUGCAUGUCACACUUCCAUGCAGAGGAAGACGGCUUGCCGUAUCAGAAUGAUGAUGUAGCCAGGCAUACCGCGCCUCAGCUAUCUUCCCAGGAUGUGAAGGAGCUCCGGGCGUUGGCCGAGGAAGCGCGCAUAACUCCCGAAAUCGCGGCGUACCUGCAUCACAUUGUGGUCUUUAUGCGCAACAAUCGGUAUAUUAAGGGCGGCGUGACUGCCACUGCAACAAGACAGCUCCGAGCAAUCUCCAAGACACUCGCGGUGUUGCACAGCCUCAAUUUCGUCCCGCCGUCUCUGGUGGCCCUUGCGGUGCGAAAGAUUUACCCACAUCGCCUCAAAUUGACCACAGUGGAGACCGAACGCAGCUUACAGUGGGGAAGCGAUCACACGGCAGUGAAGAGAUUGCUGGAAGGAGUGACGAUUGGGGACGCCAUUGAGGAUGUGCUUGCGAGCGUUGAAACGCCGCUCUAG